AUUGUCCGUUGUCGAUGAAUGAAUGAGUGGAAAAAAACGAUCAAGUUGUCGUUGUCGUUGGUUUUUUCGAUUCAUUCGUCGAUUGGUCGUCCAUCAGUUCACAGUUCUCCGAAUCUUUUUCUUCAAUUUCAUUUCUUUGAUUAUUUUAUUGGAAGAAUUCAAAAAACUCUAAUAAAUCUUUACUGUUAUUAGAGUUUGAUAUAAGCUUCCGAUUUUUUUUGUUAUCAAAAUUUGAAAUUUCUUUUAUUAUUUGAUCAUCAAUUCAUAUCUUUUUCGUUUGUUUUAUUUUGUGUGUGUGUGUGUGUUUGCUUGCGAGUCUUUCAAAUUAGAUAUAUACUACACAGGUAUAUUCAUCAAUACUCUAUUCUCAUUUGAUUGAAAUUUACGUUUUCGAACAAAAAAAUCAAAACAAAAUGCGUGAAUGUUUGUCAAUUCAUCUUGGCCAAGCUGGCGUCCAAAUGGGCAAUGCUUGUUGGGAAUUGUAUUGUCUUGAACAUGGUAUCCAGCCUGAUGGUCAAAUGCCAUCCGAUAAGACAGUUGGCUGUGGUGAUGAUUCAUUUAAUACGUUCUUCAGUGAAACUGGUUCUGGCAAACAUGUACCACGUGCCGUUUAUGUAGAUCUAGAACCUACUGUUGUUGAUGAAGUUCGAACUGGUACCUAUCGACAAUUGUUCCAUCCAGAACAAUUGAUCACCGGCAAAGAGGAUGCAGCUAAUAAUUAUGCCCGUGGUCAUUACACUAUUGGCAAAGAGAUUGUCGAUCUUGUCAUGGACCGUAUCCGAAAAUUGGCAGAUAAAUGUUCUGGUUUGCAAGGUUUUUUGAUUUUCCAUAGUUUUGGUGGUGGUACCGGUUCAGGUUUCACUUCAUUGCUUAUGGAACGUUUAUCAGUUGAUUAUGGUAAAAAGUCAAAACUUGAAUUUAGCAUUUAUCCGGCUCCACAGGUUUCGACCGCUGUUGUUGAACCAUACAAUUCUGUAUUGACAACGCAUACAACUUUGGAACAUUCGGAUUGUGCUUUUAUGGUCGACAAUGAAGCCAUUUACGAUAUUUGUCGACGAAAUCUGGACAUUGAACGACCAACAUAUACCAAUUUGAAUCGACUUAUUGGCCAGAUUGUCUCAUCGAUCACUGCUUCGCUUCGUUUUGAUGGUGCUUUGAAUGUGGAUUUGACCGAAUUUCAAACUAAUUUGGUGCCGUAUCCAAGAAUUCAUUUCCCAUUGGCUACUUAUGCUCCAGUUAUCUCCACCGAAAAGGCAUAUCAUGAACAAUUGACCGUUGGUGAGAUUACCAAUGCUUGUUUCGAACCACAAAACCAGAUGGUAAAAUGCGAUCCACGACAUGGCAAAUACAUGGCUGUUUGUUUGUUGUAUCGUGGUGAUGUUGUACCGAAAGAUGUUAACGCAGCCAUUGCAUCCAUCAAAACCAAAAGAUCAAUUCAAUUCGUGGACUGGUGCCCAACGGGUUUUAAAGUCGGUAUCAACUAUCAACCACCCACUGUAGUUCCAGGUGGUGAUUUGGCUAAAGUACAACGCGCCGUUUGCAUGUUGUCCAACACAACAGCCAUCGCUGAAGCAUGGGCUCGUUUGGAUCAUAAAUUUGAUUUGAUGUAUGCUAAACGUGCUUUUGUUCAUUGGUAUGUCGGUGAAGGCAUGGAAGAAGGUGAAUUCUCUGAAGCUCGUGAAGAUUUAGCUGCAUUGGAAAAAGAUUAUGAAGAAGUGGCAUUAGAAUCCACCGAAGCUGAUGAUACUGCUGGUGAAGAAUAUUAAACACAUACAUUUCUGAUUAUUUGAAAUGAUGAUUAAAAUUUAUAUAUCUUACCCCCGUCCAACCAGUAUCUCAAUUUAAUCAAAAUUAAAUCUAAAAAGCAAUGAUAAAUUGAUUUCAAGUGCAAAUCUCAAAAUUCAAACAAAAA
Molecule: messenger RNA, 1912 nt
Organism: Dermatophagoides farinae (American house dust mite)
Lineage: Eukaryota; Metazoa; Arthropoda; Arachnida; Sarcoptiformes; Pyroglyphidae
Product: tubulin alpha chain
Biological process (GO): microtubule-based process
Cellular component (GO): microtubule
Molecular function (GO): GTP binding; structural constituent of cytoskeleton
Source: RefSeq, a predicted model, not a curated record